AUGUCAAUGCAAUCGAUUUACAAAAGCGAGUCAGAGGGUGUGGACCUGGACAAUUUGUUAGAAGACUAUGUCGACACGGAUCUCCUACGCCCCUUCAACAACUCUUCAUCUGCUCACUCCAGCCCAGACGUGUUGGCGUGUCUCCUAGGGAUCGCUUCGUCGAAUGAGAGCGACUUGUUCGGGGCUGAAUCUAUACUCAAUCGGGAAACAAAGACUGCUUGGCACAAGCCUCUCCAGGAGUGUGACCAGAGCUUCGCCUCGCCAUGGUCCGAUUAUUCUGCCUCUCCCUCAUACUUUGCUUCUCCUUCUGCCACAGAGUCUUACAGCGACUCAGAGUCGUUGAACUAUCAAGGGUUUAUUGGAUCGGUCGGAGAACAGUUGCGGUCUAUGUCCCAGCCUUGCACACCGCGACCCUACACAUCCCGUCGGUCACUCGAGAAGGCUGUAGCCUUUCAGAACCAAAUGAAAUAUCGUGGCACCAGGAAAUCAUCAGAAACAUUGCCGACAAGGCCUUCCAGAACGAUGCAGGCCUCUCAUUCCCGCCCUUAUACUCCGGAUCUGUGGAACAACCAGACUACCCCGAUACACAUCGUUUCGAGAACUGCAUCUGAAGAACCCAGUUCGCUCGCUACACUAUCUGAGCUUACCGAGAACGAAAACAAAGACAGUCUUCUUGUCCAAGACUAUAGUCAGGUGCGCACUCUUGGUCACUCGUUACUUCCGACGAAUGACGAACAGUAUUUUUCUCACUACCAAUCAACCACUUCAGCCUCUUCAUCAAUGGAAGAGCCGAACAGAAAUGACCACGCUGGAAAUAUCGACCUUAGUUUCAGCUCUGCCAACACAUCUAGUGCAGUCAUCUCAGCCUUGUUGACGCCACCGGUAUCCCUUCCAUUAGCCAGCAAGCCAUGGGUUCCCGACACAACACCCACCCUAGACUUUGACUUCUCAGCGUCACCUGACCUGAUUGAUACCAGCAACACAGCUAGCUGGUGGAACGGCGAAUCUACUGCCACCACCUACUCCGCAACAAACACCCUGCACUUCAGCUCAAACACAGAACUCCAAGGCCUAGGCAUAACCUGCGAAUCCACCCCCUUCAACUACACCGCCCUCCCCACCCACAUCUUCCCCUCCUCUUUCACCCCCUCCCCAACCUCCCCACCCCACAGAUCCCACCCCCGCCUACGCACCCGCCCAAACACCUCGCGGCCCCGUUGCUCCAGAACCUCGUCUCCCCACCCCGCCACCUCCCGCACCACCACAAACAGGGGCUUUGUCAAUUUCACACCCGAAGAUAGCAGGAAAAUCCUAACUGGUGUGGCGCCGAGCGGAAGCAGCAAGACGAAGGCGAGGCGCGAGAGGGAGGCAGCGGAGCGGCGCAGGAAGUUGAGUCAGGCGGCUAUGAAGGCGGUGUUGGAGGCUGGGGGGGGAUGUAGAGAAGAUUAAGGGGUUGGAGGGGGAGGGGUUGUUGGUUGUGUAGUUUGACUGGGGAGUAUGAAGCUAUAA
This is a messenger RNA of Bipolaris sorokiniana ND90Pr, 1509 nucleotides long. RefSeq lists its product as uncharacterized. Lineage: Eukaryota; Fungi; Ascomycota; Dothideomycetes; Pleosporales; Pleosporaceae. Bases 1 to 1449 code for a protein of 482 amino acids. The transcript has a single exon. The record is from RefSeq and is a predicted model, not a curated record.